Molecule: messenger RNA, 1218 nt
Organism: Talaromyces proteolyticus
Lineage: Eukaryota; Fungi; Ascomycota; Eurotiomycetes; Eurotiales; Trichocomaceae
Product: putative transcription initiation factor TFIIE, beta subunit
Exons: 1
Coding region: 163-1044 (293 amino acids)
Biological process (GO): transcription initiation at RNA polymerase II promoter
Cellular component (GO): transcription factor TFIIE complex
Source: RefSeq, a predicted model, not a curated record
CUUUUCUCAGGAGGCACGUUUGGCCUGCGCUUUCUUUUAUGGGUUGUUUAUUCUUUGCUUUUCUUUCUUUAUACGGCUCCGCAGCAGGCGAAGGGACUAACCUGACCGUCACUCGCUUCUGCAAGUCUCUCUAGCCUCGGCUCUCAGGCGAAACCAUCCAUCAUGUCUUACCUGCAGCAGCAGAUCAAUAAUUUCAACGCCAGCGUCGUCUCAUCAGCCGGCCGAUUACCACAGCAGAGACGCAUCGUCGGCAACAGCCAACCUACCUCUUCAACUCCUUCACAAUCCGCAUCCACCCCCGGCACCCCAGGUGCGGGUGGUGAGCAACGACGCCGCCAUGACCCUAACAUUGUGUACUCCCAGCCCGCAGAUACCGGCACGGGGAAGGAUAUCAUGACCAAUGUGCUCUACGCAAUCCAGAAGCUAAAGGAAAAGAAUGCGCCACUCACGUUCGAGGAUAUUGUUGGGUAUCUCUCGCUGCAAGAACGACGACAUGACCAAGGCUACGUUCGUGCGCUGCGAAGUAUCUUGCAGGUCCACGAAAAGAUCAACUACGAUCCUGCGGGAGAUGGGGGAAAGGGAACAUUCAGCUUCCGGCCGCCGCAUGAUAUCCGCACCGAAGAGCAGCUGCUGCAAAAGCUGCAGGCGCAAACAACCAUGACGGGCAUUUCUGUCAAGGAUUUGAAGGAGGGCUGGCCUGAUGUGGAACAGGGAAUCGAUAAGCUCGAGAAAGAAGGCAAAUUGCUGGUGACACGCAACAAAAAAGACAAUCACCCGAAGAUGGUUUGGGCCAAUGAUCCGUCACUCGUCCAUCACUUUGAUGACGAGUUUCGGAAUAUAUGGGAGAAGACGAAAAUCCCCGACCAGCAGCGCGUUACAGAGGAGCUUGAAAAGGCCGGGAUGAUACCGGCCAACAAGAACAAAGUGGUCAAACCACGGGUGAAGAUCGAGCAAAAGAAGACCAAGAAACCCCGGCGAACGGGCAAGACGACCAACACCCAUAUGAUGGGAAUUCUGAGAGAUUAUUCGCAUAUGAAACGAUAGAUAAGGCAUCAUUUAUUCGACAUUUCCGGUAUGCAUUGCAUUGGCGUUGGGGUUUAAUUUGUUGUAUAUUAUUAUUUUCUGCAAUGCGCGCUCAUUCCGCAAAGACUGUACUUUUAAGACGGCCAUGAAAAGUAGGAUGAGACAGAUACCCAAUAAAGAACUUGAAUUAAAGAC